GGUAUAGUUCUCCUGUGACACGUGUGUCUUAUGCCUGAUUUCACUGGCCUUUCGGUCACCAUGAAUACAAUACGCGGAGAGAACACACUGACGAACCCCGUCAUCUGCAAACAUGUUACGGGUGCCUGGACACAGGGACAAGAUCGAACAUGUCCUGGAAAACUAAGCUCAAAAACAGCUUGGUUUAAGCUGUAUGAAGAUUUCGAGGCUGAAGAUAGCCAGUAUCACAGGAACUUAUCAGCUUCUUCCAUUGCUGAUCAGCACACUGACCAACUCUCCACUAUCAGUCGCCUCAGGUCUGUUCAUGAGUCCCGCUCAAACAUCACAACAAGAAGCCAGAGUGAUUCAGACUUACCGCGACGCCUGUUUGGAGAACCUGAUUUGGUAGACUUACAGCCGAGUUGGAGUUCUGACCUUCAGUCUCGUAAUUCCUCAGCCAGUGUGUCCUGGGUGACGUCACGCUCUUCUAGUGUGCAUGACUCCAGGUUAAGGUCAACCCCCACCAGCCCAUCCUCCUCCCAACUCUCCAACGCUUCCCGGAGCUCUUGUGGCCUUCACACGCAGAAGAAGGUGUGGUUUGUCUUGAGUGAAGACUGUGAAUCAGAUUCUGAAGUUUCACAACGAGUAUCCAGCUCAUCAAGUGACCUCACCCAGCAUUCAGCAUCCUUUCUGCAGACACCAGAGCUGACACAGCACGUUACCGACUCACGGCUUCAGGAUUCCAGGACACCUCCGACUGGAUGUGUUCAUACUGCCCUGGCUACUGGAGAGAGGGAUCUGACUCAGUAUCAGGCACAUUCUACAACAGAACACAGGGAGUUUUCUGUCAGGUCCUCACCUGUAGGGGAGCUCACACAGCCCCCUGUUAUCCCAUUACCUAGUGACUCCCUGAAGGGCUCUAGAUCUGACAGCAGGGAUCUUACGCAGUAUCCAUGGAGAUUGACUCAAUCUACUGACAUUACUCAACAUUCAAAUUAUUCUGGUCGAGCCAGCCAAGAUAGUGAACUGUCACUGGUUUAUGCCGAUCCAACCCAGUACACGACACAGCAGUCCUUGAGUUUGUCAACUUUGGGAGCCCAUACAAACCCAGGAGAAAGACUCUCUGAUAGUAACCUGACUCAGUACUCAUCUGGACACCAUUCUGUACCAGGCUCUUCUCAGUGCUCUCAGUCCCCAGAAGCUUCUGCAGGAAAAUCAUGUGGUGUGCCUAGCUUCUAUAGACAUGACGCACCGGUAUCAUCAUUAAGCUCUGCAGUAGGAGAGCAAAGUGAAAUAUUCCACCAGUUGGAAAGCCAAGGGCAGAAUUCCACACCAGUCUCUCAGUCUGCUUCCUGUAGAACAUCAGGGGUUGGCAGCACAUUUAGCUCAAGCACAGGUGAACUGGGUUUAAAGCAAUCAACAAGGACUACAGCAAAUGACGUUGUUGUGGGUAGAAGUCCAUCGUCAGCUUUCUACACGCCAUCUUCACGUCUGACUAGCUGUCAACAAACCGGACAGCAAACAUCGUCACUCCCACUGCACGAGUCGAAUACUUUUGUUUCACAGCUCAAAUCUUUGCAUGCCACAUGCACAUCUUCAUGUGUCACACCCAAGGCCCCAUGUGUCACUCCCACAUCACCAUGUACAUCACGCACUUCCCCACUAGAAAGUCAGAGGUGUAAAUCUGACAUACCUUCACAUUCCCAAAGUCAAAGGCUUGUUUUAAAUUCCCAUUUUUUUCGCAGAAGUGACUCUUCUGAUGGUGCUAGUGAAACCUCUGAGGCUACAUGUACAUAUAAAUCAUCCGAAGGUUCAACUAAAGAGCCAGGAUUUCGUGAUUCCGGGCUGGUGUUACAACAUACAUGCAGUGGGGAGGCCUCAAGACAAACUGUCAGUAUAUGUGCCUUAUAUGAAAAGUCCUCAGAACCAAACAUCACUCAGCAAUCAGAUCAGGGUUCCUUGUCAAAGAUCACAUUCAAUGAAUCUGAGUGGAUGCCAGUCCCUGAGGAUAAAGGAAACGGAGGGUCUGCUUCUUCAGUAAGUCUGCCUGCUGAAGUGCCUGAUGUAGAACUGGGUGUGGAGCCCGCCACCCAUCAGUGUGAUAAGUCUGGUCAAGAGGGCCGUGAUCCCAAGAGUAGCGGUGAGAGUGGCCUGGGCGUGUCCACAGAGACAGAGCAGGUGUCCGUAAACGUGUCACACCUGUCAGGCUCUUCCUUCUGUCCGCUGACAGAAGAUACAUGCUCCUCACAGAACAGCAGUAGCAGCUGGAAGAUGAGUUCCCCUGAGAGGGCGGUAGACCAGGGGGAUCAGGAGCCUGCAGAUCUCUCUCAGUCCCAGGUUCCUAACUUAUCCUUUAAUGACAGCAGUAAAGACAGUACGUCUCUGCCCAUGUUUUCCCCUCAAGCAUCUCACAGGUACACCUCCUCAGAUGAAGACUGGAGGUCAGAGACAGAUGGUGUCGUCUCAGAAGCUGAUGGUAUAGAUGCAGUUGAAAGCCCCUCUCAGCAAGCCUUCAGUGAUGUGUUGAUGGGUAUAUCAGAGCAGGCUGUGCAUGAAGCCUUGUCAGGGAUCCUGCAAGAGCAGGCUGUGCAGACAGUAGUGUCCGAGAUCUCCAGUGACUUUGUGUCCGGUAAUCUUUCCAUGGACGGGAGACGCUCAAGUGACAGCUCUCAGCUGUCCUCUGACAAGGACGAGGCUGGUAUUGAGAGAGAGUUUAGAGGGUCCAUAUCAGGGCUCUAUCCAGAGUCCUACGGUGGGUUGUCAGACGUGGACUGGAAUAUUUACACCUCCAAUGAGUCGGACAAUAACAUCACUCCCAGAUCAGCUGCCAGUUCUGGGCAGAGGGAACUGCCAGUUGGAGGGGAUCUGUCAAUAAGCCAUGAUACACGACGGCCAUAUGAAGUCACAGAUGACCAAGAUAUACAGGAUGGGGUUGGUUCUCUGGCCCCUAGAGACAUUACGACAAUUGAGAGGGGCCAAAGUACACUAGAGGAUGAAAGUGCAACAACUAGCCAGCACUCAGAAAAUGAGACAAGAACCUGUGCUCCCUACACCACACUAGGUGAUGUACUUGAUUUAAAAGCCCAAAAUCAGUCAGUCACUCCUAAUGCUGAAGAAUCCAUUCCAAUAGCUGUUACUGGACCAUCAGAGUUUAAUACUGCUGCAGAAGGAAAUUCCGAGAUGAAGGACCCCAAGAUUGUGAUCCUUGAAGCAAGAGCUGAUGCUAAUGAUUCCACCAGUUCUGAGUCUGGGAGAGGAAGUGGCUCCAAGUCUGCCAGUUUGUCAGAGGAUUACAACUUAACCAAGCAUGACGAGACGAGUUUUACAUACUCUGAGUACUCUAGGGAAAACUCUAAUGUGUCUGAUGUUCUCAGCACAGAUGGGAAGCCAUACACAGAGACUGAUACAAAAGACGACGAGAAGGAACCUGUUAGUACAUCAGUUUCUGAAAGCACUGAUCUUACUGUGAUGUCACCAGAAACAUUGGCUGGAGUUUCGUCUAAUUCUACAGAAGACCAUGUUAGAUUGAUUGUUGGACAAGAUGAUUCCAAAACAGAAGGCAGGAACAGCUUAGUGAGCAAUAUGUCUACGGAGGCCUUUGCUCCCAUGAAUGAAACCAGAAAUUCUGAGUAUCAUGGGGAUGAUAGUUGUGGGCAGUAUGAACAGUCUUUUCAGUCACAUCCCAGGAAAUCAGGCAGUGUUGUUCCAGAUGACAGACCAUUGUCAAACAGAGAAGAAUCCUCAACAAUGGACAUGUCUGGCAUUACUGAUGUGUCAAGGCCGAGUUAUUUAGUCCCAGCCGAUGAUUCUGAAUUCAUGAUUACAAGUGAGAAAAGUUAUCAAGCCCUGCUGCCAAGCUUUUCACAUGAUGUUGUUAGACUGUCAGUCUCUUCAAAUGGUGAAAGCUUAAAGGAGCAACCUGUCAGCAACGAGUCAUUACUGAGAGACAGGACACAGAGCUCUCUAGAUAGUGGAAUGGAUGUGGGCAUAGAUAACAGGCAGAGACCUAACCACAUGGCUGUAGCUUCCGAUAGCCAACAUGCACUUUCUGAUGUCUGUGACAGUAGGGGAACAUUGAGAGACUUUGACCCUCAUGCUGACACACUUGCUUCACGAUUCCGGGACAUCAGCGAUAGAGCGAGCACCCCCACCGGUGAGGCUAGCCAGCUUCCUGACUUCCAGAGCUUAACCCCACCCUCACUGUUGUCAGCCAAGUCCAGUAGUUCCUUCCCCCUGCUAUCCGGAGAGAGGAGAGAGUUGAGCGAACGUAUGGGUGAGUCUUCCCACUCUGAACUGUACAAGAGGGACCACACGACAGCAACGUUGUCUCAGGAAAGUGAAGUGUACAAGAGAGAUGACACCUGGGCAGCCGGUAUGCCUCAGCACAGUGCACCAGCUAGACUAGACCAGAGAAUUGGCAUCAGUUACCCUGACAAGCAGCAGACAAUCCCAAAACGUGUUGAUGAAGAAAGUUACCCAGAAAGUCACAUCAUGACCAGAGACUCAAGACUGAUGUCUGAUAAUGGAUCUGAUGAGGAAUACAAGAGCAGUGAUGACUUGUCAAGAAAGGUGGAGUAUUUACUGAGUAACACAGCACAUUUGGCUGAGCACAGUGAGACGUCACCGCCUACAUCAAAUCUCGGUAGGCAUAUUGGAGAGCACAGAGACUCUCCCCAAGACCUGGAUUAUGACUCUUUACACCAAGACCUGGAUAUAAUACAGGACAGUUUGAAGACAUCCAGCACUGUGCCGGGCUUGCUAGGGCUGGACCGUGCUGACCUGGCCAAUAGCACCGUGAACACAACUCCUCCUAAGCUGUCCUUCAGAAGUAACGGUGGGACUGGUAGCCCUAGCUCAGAUCUGGACACCUCCAGGAGAAAGUUUCUGUGGGAUUAUGGAGCAGACAUUGGAUAUGAUGACGGGCAGGGCCGAUUUAUUGGUCAUAUUAAGGAUAUCACUGGUACAGAGAACAACGUGUCUGGGCCUCACAGCAGAGAAAGGCUCUCCAACUACUCCUCUAGAAGUGCGACACCCAUGCAGAAUCUGGACUCAGCCAAUCAAACAUUGACUGACCAGGAGGACGUUUUUGGUGAAAUGUCACUGUGCUCUCAAAGUGUGCUGAAUGUUGAUGAAACCAUCAGUGAGAAGGAGGGUGAGGUUGACUUUUCCCCUCAGAGCCAGUAUUUACCUGAAGUACAGAAACCAUUAAUCUGUGCAACAAGGUCUAAAAGCCUGACUGAGAUAAGAGAGAGAAGGUCACUGACACCUUCAGGGGGUAUGGCCAUCAGGGUAAGCCAGUUGCUGGAGAGAGAAGACCCAAACAAACAGGCUGUCAGUAUCUUGCGAGACGUUUCAGCUGAGGAGAAAGACUUCCUGAGACAGAUCAGUGCUGAGCGCAGAGGAGCGGCGGGUAGCGAGCCUGAUAUCAGUAGUAUUCACUCGCCCAAAAUCUCUAGCAGGAAGGGUAUAGAGGUCAGCCCUAGAAUGAGCCGCAGUUUCUCCUCGGAAAGGUACAGCCCUUCCCCAAUCCUGCAACGGAUUCUGGAGAAGCAUGCAGGGUCUGAUCAAGAGUUACCCAGGAAUCUAUCAAGCUCCUAUGAAUACAUAUCAUCCCUGAGAGGCCACGGUUCCAGCAGCUCUGCAUUCAGCAAUGCUAAAACCUUCCUCUCUGACCAGUUAAACAAGAUGUCCUCACGGCAGUUUGAUCAGAGCAUUGAGUUGAGGAGUCCAGUGAGACGUGUGAUUGAUUGUUACCCGCUGUACAGGACAGAAUCAGACAGAACUGAAACCUCACAGGAGAGGGCAGAGGAAGGGACACAACUGAAGCAGGCAGGGCAGGAAGGGGAUACGCCUGAGGAGGCCCAGUCCAAGGCAGAUAACGACAGGCAGCAGUUAAGGUGGGAGGAGGAGAGGGAUUUGUCAGAUAGCCGACCAGUCCCCCAACAGCCAUCUGAAGUCACCCACGCCCCAGCAUCCUCAUCUUCAUUAGGGGUCAUCACAGAUACACGGUCUCUGAGAGAGGAGACCAAAUCUCUGCAGGAGUAUCAUACUCCACAACAGGCAUUGAGAAGAUUUCACCCGGCUGACCUGAAGGCCUCCCCUGCCACCAGCUCCACGGCCAGCAGCCUCAGCGAGGUCAGCAGCACAUCUCCAUCAAAUACAGACUACAACGCUGCUUGCAGACACCCCGUCACCACCAGAUACAGACCGUACAAACCAGCUGGCAGCCAUGAGGUGUAUUACACUGAGAGUGAGACUGAUGACAAAAUGUCAGGGACAGAUAGUGUGACCACAGUAGAGAGUACUCAUCCAGGUUCUGAUGAUGCGAGAGGCCCUGAAUUCCCGGCGCAUGUCCUGGGCAGUAGACCGGACGGUGUCAACAGCCAGGGUGUGUAUGGCAAUCGUAAAACUGGACCCAUGAAAGAUGUCGAACGUGCCACAAGUCUGUCCACAAUAGAGGAAAAGUCACAGGCAGAUGAUAAGGAGCAUCCCCCUUAUAGGAAGCCAUUAGAGUGUGAGAGUGAGAAAGUCAGACGGUGUGCUAACAGUCGUGGGGCGGAGCCACAGGCAGGCCCCUCCCCCAGGACUCGGGAGUUGCUGGACCACAUGGAUCACACCCUCCAGCAGAACGCACAAACUGAGGACAAGACCCAGGAAAUACGUCAGCUGAGAGUGAAGGGAGAUAAUCCUGAAUUUGACAAUGGAGAUGAUGACAAUGACAGGAGGAACAGUCGAAAAGGAGGCAGAGAUCCCUUAGGGCAGGCGGGUGCUAACCCCAGGUUACCCAUAGGAGACAAGUUACCCACCACAAAUUCCAGGGUGCCACCUGAUGACAGGUUACCCACAAUUAACUCCAGAGAGGACAAAUCACUAAAAGGAAGGGAUAGUCAGACUGACUUACGUAAUGGUGAAAUCAGGCGAGGGUUGACAACAAACUCGGUGUCAGAUGUCCAUGUCAGUUCUUCUGUGAGCACAACCAGAAUGGUGGGACAGGAGACGUACGGUUCUGACCUGGGGAAGGCCAAAUCCAGUAGUAGUAGUCAUUUACCUGGCCGCAGGCCUUUACCAGAGGAUAGGUUGGGGCAGGGUCCCAGGGGAGCUCACACCCAUAACUGCCCACUGGGAGAAAAUGCAAGCUCUACUUGCCGCACACGCUGCUGGGAAGAUGAGGUCAGGGUGACAGGGCCAGGUAGUCCCCUCUCCGAGUACAGGUCAAGCUCCGAACAAUUGUACCAUAAGCCCCGCUAUCCGGCAGACAGAGUUAUCUCCCGCUCCCUAGAGGAUUUAUCCUUCACCUCCCAGGACAGGGGACGGGGCUCCUCAUCCUUAGCUUCCCAUGCCAUCUCCCCACCCUCCCCUCAUCACUCCCCUAUCUUGCCCCAGUCCUCAGACUACCACUCCCCAUCCAGGACUGAUGCCAGGUCACUGGGUAGACAAGAACACCUACUCCCCACCUCAGGUCAUGCCUUACCCGAGUAUGUCAGUGUGGCUGAGAGGAACAAGCUGACAGGGUUGUCUCCCCUUCCUGUGGAUAUUGACAGGUUCUUGAGAGAGCCCAUCCUGAAGGAGCCCCGGAGAAGUUGUAGUGCCUCACCACCACAGCACACGUAUAUGGGGAAUCUACCUAAGCAGUGCUCUCAGAGAGAUAGGCAGAGAGAUGAGAGUGGAAUGGAUGUGAGCUCUGAGCUGGUAGACUGUGACAAGGCUCCCAUCAGCAGAGUGGCCAGACUGUUACAGGACUCCCUACACCAGAAUGAGAGCUUGGCCUCUGGGCUCAGCCAGGAUGUUAACACAUACUGGGAGAGGUUCCAGGAGUUACACACGGACUCUGACAGCAGUAUGAGCAGUGAGAGGCUGGGAGCACUGGCUGACCUCAUCAGAAACCCGUCCAGACACGUGGUCAAGCAGUACCUGCAGGAUCGAGAGAGUGAGAGGAAGCAUAGGGAGGCGUGGGUGGAGAAGGAGAGGGGCGAGCGACGCAGGGAGGAGAGUGAGAGGAAACACAGGGAGGCCUGGGUGGAGAAGGAAAGGGGUGAGCGACGAAGGGAGGAGAACGAGAGGAAGAGGCAUGCAAAUGCCAUCAAGAGGCAGAAGAUUGUAGACGGCAGCUACUCGGAGACUUUGGAGGAGAGUAACGGAUAUUCCUCAGAGCGUAGCCGAGAUGAGCGUGGAGUCAGAAAGCUGGAUGAUUCAUCGCUAAAGCCAUACCAGCGAGAAUUGUCAUACGAUAGCUCUGUGAUAGACACCUUGUAUUCUAUACCUGAAGACCCAUCCAUGGACAUGGGGCAUUCCCCAUCUACUUCCUCAGACACAUUCCAAUCAGUACAUAGGCCCACACGCAGACAGAGAAAUGUUAUUGACCCACACAUGCAGAAACUCAAAAGCAAAAUCUCCAAACAGAGGCUCAAAUAUGAGAAGCAAAAGCGAAAGGAGGUUCAGAGACUGGCAAAGAUUCAACGACUUGAAGAAUUGCUGAGAGCUAAGAAAUCUGGAAAAAUUUCAAACAAAGCUUUUGAGAAAGAAGUUGCCAACUUAUCUUCCAGCACUGUGCAGGCAUCUUCAAGUGAGAUGUCUUCGGAAGCAUCUCCGAGAAGCACAGACUUCACGGCUGUGUCGUCACAGAUGAGUAGUGACCAGUCCUCAGCCACUCUCACACCACGGAGUACCUCGGAAGACAGCACCAUGGAACAUCUGGCCUGGAUCUCCUCUUACCGCAAGGGCAGCGAAAGAACAGAGGACAAGCAAGGGAGGCAACCUAGGCAUGACAAGACACAGGCUGUGGAACAAGUGAAGACAAGGAAAGAUAAGUAUAAAAGUCCCGUACGGAAUGGAAGGGUGGAAGGAAAGUCUCCAAGCAGGAAAAAGAAAGCUGUAAUGGAUGAGCCUCCAUUUGUCACUCAGAAGGUCCAGUAUGAGCGCGUGGCCUCUCCCUCCCCGUCUAGAGGAGGUAAAUCUCCCAGCAAGGAUCGCCAUGGCAGGAAAGCAGAGCGCUCACAUAGAGAGGUGGAGAAGGAUAUGAGCUGGCGUUCCACCAGAGAUGUCUCUGUCAUGAUUCCCUCGCCCAGGAAGUCCAGGCGACCAGAGAUGGUGUCUUCCAGUGUACAGACUACACCACACCUGAACCAGAGGCAGAGAUCAAGGUCAGGGUCCCCAUCUCCCUCACGGUAUCCGGUCAGAAGCGAAAGGAUGCCCAGUAAGGAACGGAGGAGAGAGAAACCUCGUCACAGGAGUUCCUCCCCCAAACCUCAUAGGUCUAACAGUCGAGAGAACAAACCACCAAGAAAAACCAGACGCAGUUUACCAGCUGGAAGCCCCGGAGUGGCCUGGUUUGUGCCCAUGGAUGACCCUCGGCCAUGGAGGAAGCCCCUCCGAGAGCGACAAGCCCUGGCGUUGUCCCAAUACCCUGACCUGCCCCGCCCACUCCCAGAGAAUGACUGCUCAGAGGUGGAGAGCUUCAUGGAGAUGUACCUGACAAAGUCCAGGAAGUCUUCAUCUGACCAAGAGCCCAGUGAAGAUCAUGAGGAAGAGAAACCCCUUUCCAAAAUGACACUUCAGGAAGCUUUCCUGAAGUUUAAGGCUGAUGUUGUAUCGCGGUCCAAAGCCCGUCAGAGGCGCAUAGCGCUAGCAUCGAAGGAGAGGCAAUUGGAGGAGAUGCUGGGUGCAGAGCGUGCGCAGUUGUUCAUGGAUCAGCGUUACCAGGAUGUCAUCAUGCAGUACCAUCCUCUCAGUGAAAAUCUGUUCAAGCCCAGAAAAAGGUCCAUGUCGAAGUCAGAAAUGAAAGAAUUAACAGCAAGGCUGUACAACAGACUGCCUGAGGUGGUACAGAAGAGACUUGAGGAGAAGAGACUGGCCGAGUACAAGGUGAACAGGAUACGGGCUAAGAUGUUCAAUAAGAAAAUCCAGCGCAGUGUCCUGGGAAAGCCCACGCCUUGGUACGCAUGAGAGGGCUUCCACAAGACCCUGCUGCAUACACCCAGUGUUAGGAAGAUAGGCCCAGUAUACAGUCAGUACAUGAAAUCUGGGUUAGGACAAGUAUUAUUUAUGAAAGUGCUGAACUGUGCUAAGAUUAUGAAUUUAAAUAUAAAUAAUUUAUUAUGUUAUAAUCAGUAGCUAGGAGAUCGCUUGGUCCUACAAGCAUGUGGAUGUCUGAGUCUACUGUACAUACAUUUGGUGUUCAUGUAAGGUACAUGUAAGCCGGAUCUUGUAGGUAGAGCAGUAUUGUGUGUCUAGGCAUAAAAUGUACACAACAGUACUGUGUGUCCAGGCAUAAUAUCUACACAGCAGCACUGUGUGUCUAGGCAUAAAAUGUACACAGAGCACCUGCUACAUUUAGAUGUAUGAAGUGAGUCUGUACUUAUGUGUACAUUGUAAUCUGACUAGCAAAGACUUCAGAGAAACAUGGCUAUAUGUCCUGCUAAAUUUGCAGUCACAAGGUGGAGCUUUCUGUCCAAUGAGCAGUUGUGUUUUCUUCCAGUGUAGGCUUUCACCAAUGAUCAUUCUUUAAGGUCUGGCUUUUUUGUCCAGUUGUGACCAUCGUUGUAAUAAUCAGCUCCUGAAAUUACCCCUCAGUUUCACAGCAUUAAGCACUUUUCUUCGCUAUUAUAAUUAAUACAUGUAGUUUCAGCUGACUGACUUGUUAACUGACAACAGUAAAUUGCAGUCAUCUCUUGCCAUUUCCUACUCUGUGGCCACGGGGAAGGUAGCCACUCUCAUGUCAGCAGAACCAAUCACCAUGGUGACAAAAAGAGUCCUCCUCCUUUUGUAACAUUUUCAGGAUCCUAAAAGUUUGUUGAAAGUUCAUUGUAUAAUGAUAAAAUCUUCAUAAAAACAAGAGUGUUUUUUCAGUAUCCCUUUGCCUUUUUUUCUGAUGUUUAACUAUGUGCUUCUGUUAUCAAGUCCUGAUGAAUAACCAGGGUGUGAAUGUCCUGCUCUUGGCUGAAUUCACUGAAGUCACACAAUGUUACUUACCUAUGUCCACUUAUAUAUAUAGACCUCUUUAUGUAAUAAGGGUGUAUUAGUUUAGCAAUUAUCUGUCUGUGAUAAUACAACUUCAGUUGUAUGUAUAGUUAGUAACACAAUGUAAAUAUUUGCCAAUUUGAGCUAAGUAUUAGGGAGAGUAAUAUGCCAUGGUCAAGCAUAGGAUGAUACUAUUUCUUGUAAGUAAAUACUUUUGUAUUACUGGUAACCCAGGUGUUUCUAUUCCUUUCCAAUUCACGCACAGUACCAGUUUCCGACCCUGCCAGAAUAUUAACAUAUACGUAGAACGGAGAUUAUAUUCACACAGUAAAAGCCGUCUCUCUUGGUCACCUGUUGGCUAACUGUGUACCUGUACCAGGCAGACAGUCUGUAGAUGU
This is a messenger RNA of Liolophura sinensis, 11333 nucleotides long. RefSeq lists its product as uncharacterized. The transcript has 20 exons. Gene Ontology annotation, cellular component: centriole; cytosol; centrosome. The record is from RefSeq and is a predicted model, not a curated record. Lineage: Eukaryota; Metazoa; Mollusca; Polyplacophora; Chitonida; Chitonidae. Gene Ontology annotation, biological process: regulation of centriole replication. Gene Ontology annotation, molecular function: microtubule binding. The coding region runs from base 31 to 9921 and encodes 3296 amino acids.